GCAAAUGUGAAAGAAAAAAAUAAUUAUUGACAAAUAUUUUAUGUUUUUUUAAACUCAAAGAAGAAAUGAAAUUUUCGUGCGCGAUUUUCUUCUUUGCGUUCACGAUUGCCCUGCAACUUCAACGCUUACACGCCUCACCAAGCGACGAACUCUUUGAUUUCAAACGAACACUGGACGAAGCGUCGAAUGCGCUGCGGAACGUGGAAGAAUCGCCGGCGCUGCGCGGCAACGCCGAAAGUCAGCGACAACGACGCAAAUCGAUCGAUGAACUGCUCCAGAACUCGAAGGUAGAUUUGCGAUUGAAUAUGCAGCGGGAGGCACUCAAUUCAGACCAUGGCUUGUUGCAAUCGCUAGAUGUGCGUCCUGCAAGGAAUGACUACAAAAACAAUAAAAACGAAAUGUCUAAGAAAUUCAACGUCAAUGACCAACUGAAUGAUUUGGUGCGUGCGAAUUCCAAUUUUCAAAAUAUUCACCGUAAAUUGUUGAACACUUUCCACAACAGUCAAACGAAACUCAGAAUGGAUGAUGCGUUGCAAAGAGAACGCAGCUCUGAGAGCAAGGGCAGUAAGGCGAAUUCGGGUUCGAGUGAUAGUGGCUCAAGCAAGGAAGACAAGGAGAAGCAUACCAACAAAGAUAAGGAACCAAACCACAGCUACAACAACGCUAAUAAAAACAGCCAAAGUAAUAAAGAUUAUAAAACGGGAGGUGGCGGGGCCAUAUCAAAAGACGACACUUACAACUCGAAUUAUAAUUACAAUGAAAAUAAGGAUGGCAACAACAAUUGGAAAUCGAGUUUGAGCUCAAAAGAUGAUUUCAACGUGGAUUUCGAUUUCGGCAAAUCGGACUCACUGAGCCCUCCGCGACCGCAAUCAUUUUCUAAAUUUGACGCCAUCGAUAAUUUUAACUCAAACACAAACUUCGAAGGCGGCAAAAGCGGUCAUAAGAACUCUGCGUCUGGCUCGACUAUAUUCAGCAAAGCGUUCAUCAGCUGCAAGCCGAUUUCCAAGAGCGCCGAUAAUUCGCUGGGUGAAAAAACUUACCUCGAAUUUACUUCAAAUCUUCACAGUCCCUCACCGAACAAAGUACAACCAGGUAAAGGCAAUUUGAAUACGCUCUUACUUCUCGAGGCAAAUAGGAAUUUACAUCCCAAAAGUAUGGAUAAUCUAGAGGAGCUGAAUGAGAAGAAAGUUGAUCCGAAAAUGCGUAAAAUGAUGGAGAAGGUCGACUUUCCGCAUUUAAAGUUAGACUUUGACUCUCAAAUGGAGGAUUUUUCCAGGUCAAAGUCCAGGUCCGAGUACGAGGAUGACGAUGAGCCCAUCAGUUAUGAGAAAACUAUUGAGAAUAUACAUUUCCCUAGCAUUGUGAAUGAUCAAUUCGAUUUGGGUCGCAAUGAUCUCUCUCACGAGGCGGACUAUAAACUUUCCAAAAUCGAGCAAGAGCAGUCGGAACCUCGAAGAAGUCGCCCACUAGUAAGUGAGAGUGGCCACGAAUUGUUGAGUAUGGGCAAUAAAUUAAAUAUUCCUUGGAAGCGGAGCGCGGGCUUCAAUGCCAUGGAUGAGAUUAAACUAAAGACUAGCACACGUCUUAUGGCAAAGGGCUUGGGUCCCUCGUUGCCCAGCUAUGCACUCUCCGAGACACAACAUGAACUACAAUUGGACGAAGCGGUAAAGAAGUUGGAGCAAAACAUCGCUGUCCCAAGGCAAAGUGAAAUAGGUGAACUGAUUGACUCCAAUGAGUACAACCGCCCAAAGCUUCGCAUAUCCGAAGAGCAACGGGAUUGGCAGGAACGUCUAAAUCGUAUGGAAGCAGCAGAAGAGCGUACAUACGAAAAAUUACUCUACGAGAGUGAGGUAGAAACUCCAUCUGCCGAAAAUGAUCCGAAAGGUAAGACCGAUGAUGACGUAAUAAUUAAACCAACCUACAGCAUAUUGCGACGAAGGCGCAAAAGUGAACCAUCGAAUGAAAAUGGCGAAAGUAAGCUCUCAGCAUCGGCGUGCCCAAAGCGUGUGAGUAAAGACCAACAUGAAAAUAUUGAAGAAGUUUUGCGUCAUGUUAGCGAAAUUUCGCCAGAAGACAUACUUGUGAUGCAGAUACCAGAUCUUUUUCCGGUGGACCAUGAUGAACCCGCAACAGCCAACGAAGUCCCAGCUCCGGAAGUCCCCGCUGCGGAUGAGCUCUCACAGGACGACGCAGUUGCUGAUGUCAUAGAUACAGAGAAAGUAAAGGAAGUUGAAGAUGCACAAUUAGUCGAAGAUAGUGAAGAAUCAGAGGAACAAAGCUCAGAUAGCCAAGUUUCUAAGCGUUGUGGCGAGCAAGAUGUGGGGUCUAAAAACAACGACGAGAAAGGAACGCGCGACAAGGAUAAUGACGUGAAAAAUGAUAUGACCAUAUUCAAAUUCAAGCGAGAAGCUGACAACAUGCAGGGCUCUAAUAAUCCCAAGCGACGUGUUAAGCGUAUUGACGUUAAUAAUCCAGACCGAGAAUUCAGCGAUGUUAAGGAAGUUGACCUUGGUGGCCUAAUGGAUUUUAUGAUGGUAAGAAAACUUAAACCCAAGAGGGAAGCCAAAGAAAAGGAAGACGUCGGUGCUGCUAAUGGAAAAAGAGCUCAAAGAACAAGUGACGGAGAGAAAAUGGUUGAGCUUUCAAAACAGAAGGUGCUACGUAGACGUCGACGAGAUGUGGCCAUGGCCAACCCUGAAGUAUUUAAUGAUGAUAGCCCAAAUGCACUAGAUGGCACCGAGAGAACACGACAGUCAUUGAACGAAGAGGGUGAGCUUCGAAUGAGACGAGAGGCUGAUAAUGGAGAAGACAGUAAGGAGAAAAAAGAGAAAGAAAAAUCGAAAGAAAACUACGAGGCUAAGGCGAGCAAACCAAUUGAUGAUGAGAAGGAUAACGAAAAGAAGCUAACUGUAAGUGAGGAAAAGACCGCGAACACCGUUGAGCAUGCGAUGGACAAACGGUAUGCCCACGCUGUGGACACCAUCGAUGAUAAUAGCGGCGAUGCCAGGAAACUCUUAAAUGCAGCAUCGAUGAUGGGCCAUGCGCGCAAUUCCAUGCAACUUGGCGACUCAGGCGAUCGAGCCUUGAGCCAAAGCCAUGAAGCGCUAGAUGAUGCGGCUGUUAUAGCGGCGGAUCGUGAGGCAAUGAAUGCAGCCAGAUCUGCAUACUCAAAAAAUGCUGGCAGAGCUGUCAACUACAUCGACGGCCGUGAUGAUAAAUAUGGCGAAUUGAUUGAGCGGCUGAGAAGAUUGCCUUUCCAAAAUCGUGGUCAUGAGCAGGAGCGAGAAACGGACUUAGAAAAAACUGUUAGUGAAUUCGGCAAUCAGAAAUUCGACAAUCUUAAACAGUCUGACCAAUAUGCGCGUAAUUUGGAUGGUGUCCCGAUAGACAAUCUCUGGUAUGGGCACGAUCCUUGGGACGAUGAUCCCGAUAGCAGUAAUGCACAGGCCAAAAAUGAUGAAGAUGAAAAAAAUGAAAGAAAGAAGAAUCGGCCCAAUCAACAACAUACAGCUUUGACUAUAAAUAUUGAGGAUGGUGUCAUCAAAAGCGUGGAAAGGAAGGAAAGCCCGAGUAGAGAGAUUGGUGUGGUGAAUGAGAGGAUGGGCAAUGGUGAAGACGAAGAUUAUGGUGCUGGCGAAGAUCCUUCCCUUGGUUGGUUUAGCAAGGGUAAAGGUAAAGAAUCCAAGGAUGGGAAAUGCAAGGAUGAGGACGACGGCAUGGUAUUGAAACUGGAUGAUCAACUACUCAACUGUACGGCAUUUAGUACUUUAGAGAGCUUCCUAAAGUCAGUACAAAAGAAUAAAGAUGGCGAUGGUAAAGGUGGUUCCGGUGGCAACUCAAAAAACAGAACAGAAACGAACAGCGGCAGAGGAGAGGAUAACAGCUCCAACAAAGAAGGAGGAGCUGGGGGACAUUUCAAUGAUAAGAAAACUAGUAAUAACUGUGCAGGAGACGAUGGACGUAGUGGGCAGACAGGGAGUGGAGGUGGUGUGCAUGGAACUGGAAGUGGAGGGAAUGGUGAGAAUGGUAGCCAAGGCAAAAGUGGGCAAGGAGGUGUCGGAGAAGAUCGAAACAAUUCGCAAAGAAAACCUAUUGGCAAUGAAGGUAAUGCUGAGGGCCGCCACGGCGAUACAAGAAAGGGCGGAAGUAAUGAUGGUGCCAAAACCGGCGUUGGAAAGGAAACCGAUGUUACUAUGCGACCAUUAGGUUCGGACCAUGAAAGUAGGAAGGCCAUGAAACUGAAUAUCACAAUCAAUGCGAGCGUUAUGGGCGACCAAAAGGCAAAAAACUUUUUCGGCAAUGGCACAUUCAAAGUGCAAAGUGAAGAUCGUGAACGUCGCGGCGUUGCCUUUCCCGAAUUCGAUCAACUACAGCGAUAUACACGAAGGCGUAAAUGUCCCAAAGUCAAGCCGACCUGUGACGAGAGCACUGUGAAUGGCAAGGGAGCACUGCAAAUAGUCAAGUCUAUGUUCAACAUGGCGAAAUGUAAUCCACAAAUGAAAUCCCUCUGGUCCGUUUUGAAACGUAACCAACAAUGUAUGAAGAAAAUUCCACCGCCGGACAACAGUUUUGAGAAAAUGCAAAAGGACGACGUAAAUCACAUAGAGGAUAUGGUGGCACAGGCCAUGGAAGCGAUCAGCAUCAUAAUCGAUGAUCAAGUGCAACAACGCUCGUGCAUACCGUUGCCCCCGGAACUGAAAAUAUUCUACGACCAAAUUCUAGAGAUCUACGACAGCAAUUCGGCAGAGGGAGUUCGGGAGAAACGCGACAGCAUCGAUGCUCCUUUCAAUGAUUUCAGCAAAGAGGUGCGUUUGAUUGAUCCAAAUCGCAUUGAGGAGCGAGCGAGUGUUGUUAAGAAAUUGCUGCGGCAAUACGAGGAUCUACCUUUUGAAGACCAGCAGCAAAUGGUGGGUUUGCGAGAUGAUCUAAUGCAGGAUCUCGACUUUCUGGAACGUGUCAGAGAAGAACAGAUGCAGAAGAGAAAGCGUGAGCCCAAGAUACAGCAAACGCAACAAGAUCAUCAGCCACAGCAAGGUCAACACCAACAACAGGUACAGCGAGAGCAACAGCCGUCUAAGGAACAGGUACAUCAGCCGGAGGUGCCACAGCUGGGUAAAGAAGGUAGAGAUGAAACCGUAGUUGAUAAAGAACCAGACACGGACAACGAUGAGCAAGCGCGGCGGCGGCGUGAAGUGUUACAGCAACUAGAAGCGGAAAAGGAGGACGAUGAGGCGCUGAUAAAAGCCUACGAUUUGCCUUUUACGCCCGAAUACUUGCGCCUAGUGAAAGCGUCAGAGCUAAUGCAAGAGCAUGAAAUCAGAAAAGACGAACGAAAUGAAGAGAAUUAAAUAGAAUUAAAUGGGAAUGAGUCCACUCCUUAAGGUGUUAAAAAUAAGUGUGUGUUGUUGCUGCAUAUAUAAUAAAUAAUGUGUGUCAAGUUAAAAAAUUUAUUUUAUAAAUAUUAUAUUUUU
Ceratitis capitata (Mediterranean fruit fly) is the source of this 5471-nucleotide messenger RNA. RefSeq lists its product as uncharacterized. The coding region runs from base 66 to 5348 and encodes 1760 amino acids. The record is from RefSeq and is a predicted model, not a curated record. The transcript has 4 exons. NCBI's taxonomy places the organism in Eukaryota, Metazoa, Arthropoda, Insecta, Diptera, Tephritidae.